Molecule: messenger RNA, 1473 nt
Organism: Cyprinodon variegatus (sheepshead minnow)
Lineage: Eukaryota; Metazoa; Chordata; Actinopteri; Cyprinodontiformes; Cyprinodontidae
Gene: dusp28
Product: dual specificity phosphatase 28
Exons: 3
Coding region: 188-637 (149 amino acids)
Biological process (GO): protein dephosphorylation
Cellular component (GO): cytoplasm
Molecular function (GO): MAP kinase tyrosine/serine/threonine phosphatase activity
Source: RefSeq, a predicted model, not a curated record
GGGGGUCAUGAGGAGCUGAACACAUCGAUCAGUCAAAGCGUUUGGUCUGUUGGAGCAAAGAGGGAAAAGCUUCCUGUGAUAAAAAGCAACCACAGAUUCAAUCAGGAGGAUCCUGCAGACCAGCUGCAGGUAGCUGAUAGCUGCGGAUCUGACAUUAAUCAAGGAGCCCUGUGAGGGUCUGACCAGGAUGCUGCAGCUGUGCAAAGUCACCAGCGCCCUCUUCAUCAGUAACGCCCGCUCAGCCUGCAGCGACGAGCUCCUCCAGCAGGAGGCGGUGACACUUUGCAUCAAUGUGUCCAAGCAGCAGCCGUUCCCAUUCAACAGCGGCAUCACCAAGCUGCGGAUCCCUGUCUAUGAUGACCCCAACGAGGACCUCUACAGCCACUUUGACCGCUGCGCCGAUGCCAUCCAGAAGGAGGCCAACCGUGGAGGGCACAGUGUCGUCUACUGCAAGAACGGGCGCAGCCGCUCUGCGACCAUCUGUAUUGCCUACCUGAUGAAGCACCGCAAACAGACACUGACAGAGGCAUUACAGAGGGUGAAGACAGCUCGUCACAUCGUGGAUCCGAAUCCCGGCUUCAUGUCUCAGCUGCAGAGAUACGAGGAGGAGCUGAAGAGGAGGAGAAGAGCGUCCUGAUGCUGAAGUGUCCUCUUGUCUGCUCUGCUUCACACUCAUCACUGGCUGUGCUUCAAUCUAAGAAACUCAAACUUCACAUUAGUUUAAGGUGCUCAUAUUGAUGCAAACAGGAGAAUCUUUCUAGAAAAAGUCUAAAAAUAAAAGACCAACUUAGUCUGGGUAAGUCCGAGGAUAAAUACAGGAAUUACCAUAAACCACAAAGAAAGAUACAUUAAGCAGCAGCUUAAACAAAAUAAUAAUAACAAUAACACAAACACAUAAAAAACAUUAUUUAUAUUGAAUAAUGGUCAUAUGCUGACAUGUGAAGAACAUGAUUAGAAGUAGGUUUUUAAAUUGUUUGUAGUUAAUCUCUUAAAACACUAGGAAAUAAAUCAAUUAGCAGGUAAAACUGUGUAGAGAACAUACAAGUAAAACAAAGUCAGUUUGAAAGGGUUUAAUAAUUUAUUAAUUUAAUCAGAAAAGACAUAAAUAAACCAGUCAGAGGAUAAAAAUCCCCCUCCUCUAAAGAACCAGUUACCUCAAAUAUAUAACAAAUUGUUCUUAUGGUGCUUGUAUUUCAUAGAAAUAUAGUUUUUAGAACCAAUGUUUUCUAUUUAUUUUAGUAAUACUGUGUUGUUAAGUAUUCUAGUAUUUUUUACUGUAUUCUAGUAUUUUUUAAUGUUGAAUUAUAAUUGCAUUUAUUUUUCUCACUACUCACGAACACAAGGAAUAAGAAUAUAACAGAAAAUUAAACAAAAUAACCCACUGAUUGAAUUUUGAGAAGAAAAUCAUGAAUAAUGAACAAAAUUUCAUUCCAAAGUAUUUUAUGUGGGCUUUAUGGUAAACACACAAAAGAA